Messenger RNA from Apis florea (little honeybee), 1553 nucleotides. RefSeq lists its product as uncharacterized. The record is from RefSeq and is a predicted model, not a curated record. Lineage: Eukaryota; Metazoa; Arthropoda; Insecta; Hymenoptera; Apidae.
GAAAUUUUCCGAAUUUUCGAGAUGAGUCGGAAAACGGUGGUGGGAAGAGCGUCGCUCUCCUUUCCAACGCCGGACGGUGUACUCGACAUGGAUCAAAUUCUGUCCACGGAUCCGUGGAAACAGAUCGACAAUUUCGUGCAACACAAUUUCAGGCAAAACCUGUUGGACGAAUUUAACGAACGGUUGAAACUGAAUCCGGCGAUCGCGCCAUCAGAGAGUAAGAGCCCGGCAAAGAAACGGGGGGGAACCGUGUCGUCGUCGUCGUCGUCGUCGUCGUCGAGGACGCCCCGUAAAAGUGAAACGGCGGCAACCCCGAAAACGAACGGAGGGAGAUCGGCGGCGAAAGAGAAGAAGAGCGUUGAUCGCUCGAAGCAGCCGAGAGGAAAGGAGACGGCGAGGAAGGAGGAGGACGGGGGAGGGAAAGGAGUUUCGAAGGGGAGGGCGAAGGAAGGUGGGGGCGCCGUUAAGGGGGGAGAGAAGAAAGGGGAGAAGCAGUCGAGGGUGCAGACGAAGGGACGAGCGUCGACCGGUUCGCAAAAAUUGGACACCCCGAUCACGAGGAGAAAUUCGAUGGGAGCGGGAUCGUCGGCCAGGAAGAAGAAGGAGAACGCGGUGGACGGUAAUGAAAAAUUAUCGAUCAAGGGGGAGAAACAGGUGGCGAGGAAGAACGAUAAAAAGGAGGAGGAAAAUGAGGGGGGGAGGAGGAAGAGCUCGGUGAACAGCUCGGUGGAAAAUAAAUCGAGGAGCGUGAUUUCGAUGUCGCAGGUUAAAACGAGCACGCCGAAACGUAACAUUCCUAGAAUUAGCAGUUCCAUUGGCAAGGAAAAUGCUGUCGCCAGGUAUAACGUUUCAGCGUCGAAUCGGGAUUAUUCCGUGAAGAGCGACGUUUCCAUGAAGGGGAUACACCGCGCCAUUUGCGCGAGCACGGAUUUGAACAACAACAACAACAACAGCGAAAACAAGAUCGAGAAGAAGAUGGAGGCUAGUAAAGAAACGAGCGUGGCGAAACUCGAGCAUAAAACUAUGAUUUUGGGAAAGAUUGAGGAGGAGACAAUGGUCGCGAGCAAGGAAAUAUCGAGAAUAUCGAUGAAUCAGAAAACAUUAACGUCGAGUUGCAAAAAGGAGGAUAAAAAAGAAGCGUCGACAGAGAGGAAGAUUGGAAAGCACGAGAAACGUUUGCUGGAACGGCGAGAAAGACGGCGGAAAAGGAACAUAAGACGGCACGAAAGGAAAGCGGAGCAAGCUAUGGAAGAGUUCAGCCAUCACGUUACCCGCAUCGUGAAAAAAAUGGGUUAUUUGUCGGAAUUCAGUUCGUGUUCCAGUAGCGAUGAUGACGUUAGCAGUUAUUCCGAUUCCUACGAUACUUAUUCCGAAUCCUCGAAAGGAUCGUCUUACUCUUCGUCGUAUUAUUCCUACUCGUCUCGUAGCUCGUGCUGCUCUUGCAGUAGUUUGUCCACCACGUUUUUAUAAUUACUAAUUUAAAACAAAUUUUAAAUAUAUAUGUAUAUAUACGUGUGUCAUUCCCCCGUUUAAAUGUCGAAUAUUAUUUAAUU